AUGCCACCAAGCAAGCGAAGAAAGAGCGUUCUGCCGGCUGGGGAUCAAGACGGAAGGGCUAUGCGCGGCGAUGGCCGCAAGCUGGCUCAUAAGUUCAACAUCUUCCAGGAGAUUUCCUCUGAGGAUGAUGAUGGCGAGCUUGAGAAGGAGCGGCGCGGCCUUACCGUGGAACAGAUCCUGGAAAGGAGUCCAAAGUAUGCGGACAAGUUCUUGGACAAGGUGAAGCCUUUGCUGAUUGACCCCAAGGUCAGCAAAGUAGCAGCGGGAGGCGCUUUCACAAUGCUUGAGGAGCCGCAACUGAUGCCCUUGCUGAAUGAGAGUUCCAAGUCAGUUCAGCGCCACAUCCGCAAGUGUCGGACUGCGCUGAAGCAAAUGAAUUGGGCGAUGACUUCUCUGCUGGCACACAAGGACAGCCCUUGGCGCGGCCUCGAAGUGAAGGGCUCCCUGGCUGAGCACGGAUGCGUGAAGCUUCUGGAGCUCAUGAAGUCAGGUAUGGCCGUGGGAAAAUUCAGCGAGGUGCACGAGGAGGAGUUUGCAAAACUCAUGGACAACCUGCACAGGUUGUACAUGGACAUCUUCGAGCGUCGCGGUCAGGAGCUGCUGAAGGCUGCGAUUCAGUCAGAGCUGAACGUCAUCUACCUGCUGCCGGAAAGCGGGGGCCGCUUCCCGGAUGGGUCCCGCGUUCUUCUUCAGGACCUCGCAGCAAGAGCAGAUCUCAACGGUAAAGCGGGGAAGAUCAUGGCGUGGGAUUUCGCCCUUCAGCGCUACACCGUUGAGAUCGAGAAGGAAGAGAAGAAGAAGGAUGCGGAAGCUCCGGCAAACCCCGACAUGUUUGGUCUCGGGGAUGUCGAAGACGAGGAAGAGGAUGACACGGAGAAGAAUCAGAUCGAGUUGGCCGUGCCGAAGAAGCUGAUGGUUCUGCCAAAGAAUGUCUUGGUCGAUUUGAAGCCUCCGAAGGGUGAGCUCGAUCGUCUUGUCAAGGAUUGGAAUGUGUGGCGAAAGCGACCGCGAUCUGUCAGUGCUAGUCAGGAUGCGGAAGCUGUGGCUGCAGCUUUGGGACCUCCUCUGGAGUCCAUGGCAAACUUUCUGCAGGAUGCUGCGCAAGCGGUGGGCACCGGGUUAGCAACCGGCCGGGAUGGUGUGGAGCUCAUCGCAGAUGAAUGCAGACAGGCGCUCUCCAGCGCUCGCAACCUUGCAGCCAAGCUGUUGGGCGAAGAGCCGCAGGAGCCGCCAAAGCCGCCGCCUCUCAACGAGCCGGCACCUGCAUUGGUGCCCUUCCAAGGGGAGACCGUCUCCCAGGCGUUGAAAGAAGCAGCCGAAGUUGCACAAGCCAGCAUCGAACUGAACAAG
Molecule: messenger RNA, 1350 nt
Organism: Symbiodinium pilosum
Lineage: Eukaryota; Dinophyceae; Suessiales; Symbiodiniaceae
Source: the annotation of a GenBank genome assembly